Molecule: messenger RNA, 3024 nt
Organism: Purpureocillium takamizusanense
Lineage: Eukaryota; Fungi; Ascomycota; Sordariomycetes; Hypocreales; Ophiocordycipitaceae
Exons: 1
Coding region: 1-3024 (1007 amino acids)
Source: RefSeq, a predicted model, not a curated record
AUGGCGCAAGGACAGCAACAUCCGACGGCGCCAGCCCGCGGGGGCUCAGAGGCCGUCAGCCCUGACCCGGAACCGAAACAGCAUCAAGACGCAAGGCAUCGUGGCCCAAGACGACUGCCGGCUUGGCUAGAUCACUUCAACUCGCACGACCUCAAGAUCCUCCUCCGCUGCUGGACGGCAACGUGGGUCGCGACCCUCCUCGUCUUCAUCGGGCCUUCGCUCCGUCACAUCGGCCUCGCCACCUUCUUCGGGUCACUGCUGCUCUACAUCGUGCCGCCCGCCGGCAUCCUGUUCGGGUACCUGCUCGCCGCCUUGUCGCUGCUUCUCGGCAUGUGCCUGGCCUGGGCAUGGGGUCUGCUCACCAUGAAGGCGGCCCUGGCAGCGCGGCCCGCCGCCGACACCCAACAGCAGCUGCAAGCCCUCCAGCAACAGGCCGCUGCUCGGGCGCAGCAAACGGGCCAGAGCCCGGCCGUCGAGGCGCAAAUCCUUGUCUACGAGGGCUUCAUGCUUGACGCUCGCGUCACCGCCGUCUACUAUGCCAUGGCUUGCGUCUUCAUCUACGUGUUGGCGCGCGUGCGCUGCAGCAACGGCAAGAUGGUCGUCCUGCAGCUCUUUGGAACUAUCAUUACGGAUCUGUUCCUGCUCAUCGGGCCUCUCCUCCCCACUUACACUGCCAAUCUGGGGUCGAUUCUGGUGAAGCCCGGGGCCAUUGGUAUCGGGCUCGGAAUCGCUUGCUGUAUCCUCUUCUUCCCGCAGUCAACGUCGUAUGCCGUGCUCGACAAGAUGGAGAAGCUCAUUCGCAUGGGGGAGGCGGCCCUAGAGAUGACUCGGAGACGGCUGGCCGGCGGUGAGCUUCAAAUGGAGGAUCUCAGAGCUGCCAAGGUGAGGAUCAUUUCCACCUACAAGGCCAUGGAGCCGACACUACUGUUCCUUCCCCUGGACUUUUCUCGCGGACGGUGGAAUGCGGACGAUGUCAAGGCACUGCAGGCGCCAGUUCGCGAAGCCAUGCUUGCAGGCCUCUCGCUCAUUGAUCUUCACAUUGCCCGCGUUGCGGCAAAGCAAAAGCAGUCGACCCUGGAGCAUGCAAGCGACAGACAGGCAGAGGUAGCUGAAAAGGGAGUUCACGAGCCCGGACAGCACCAGCUCCAGGCGAGUGUGGACCUCAUGAAUGCCCUCAACACUCCCGAAGAGGCCGUCAUGCUCACUCAUGCACUGGAGGGCCUCCUCGAAACUACUUCCGAAAUCCUCCGACUCUGCUCCAAAUCCAUACGCCUUGCCGCAGACUGCAUACACACUGUCAACUCUUGUCGGUGGAUUGGAAAGCCGUCGCAGGCAAGGUUUGAUGAGCUCAAUAGAGAGCUCCGCGACACCCUCACAGCCCUUCGCGCAGCAACGGCUACUUGCGUCACUAGAACUACCGAGGCGAUCCUUGACAGCCACGCCGACCUCUUUGACGCAGACGGCCAACUAAAAUCCUCAAAUGGUCACGGCCCAAACUCGAUCCGUGGUAUAGUCAUAUCCAUGGUCCUCGAGGAGCGUAUCCUCGGCACCGCCACGGCCCUGGGCGAGGUCCUCGACCAUAUCAUCAAGCUCAACGACGCGCGCAAAGUCCAUCGCAUCUGGCUCCCUUCGAGACUGCGUUACGCGGUGGCCUGGAUCUUCAACGGUAGGCUCACGGUUCCCGUCUUUGGCAAGACCGACGCGGCCGAUGACCCCGAUGGCAUGACAGAUGUGGUCCCUCUCGAAGAACAGGCCGUGGAGGCCCAUAGGCGUUUGCGUAUCAGCAGGGUCUCGUACGGCUCAGCGGCUCGGAGGAGCUUUGCCAGUCGCGCUAUUGUGGCUACGUUCCGGUGGCUAUUCAACCCUGCUGGCAUGUAUGCCCUACGUAUGGUGAUCGUAACCAUUGCCACGUCUAUCCCGGCGGCCAUACCACAUUCUGCCGGCUUCUUCUAUCGUGAGAAAGGGAUUUGGGGCGUCAUCACCGCUCAAACCUGCCUCCUCGUCUACAUGGCCGACUUCACAUUUUCCCUGGUCUCGCGAGGCCUGGGCACCAUCAUCGGCGGCGUCAUGGGCAUGGUGGCUUGGUACAUUGGAUCCGGAGGUGGAAAUGGCAAUGCGUACGGUCUCGGGGCCAUCACUGCUGUUAUGAUUGCGAUUCUGAUCUGGUGCCGCCUGUUUCUCCCACCCGCCUUCGCGCAGGCGAGCAUCAUGUCAGGGGCCACGUUUGCGCUCGUUGUCGGCUUCAGCUGGGACCAGCAUCACAUCCAGCAAUAUGGUCUUCCAGGGGUCGGAUACGAGGCAUUCUGGAAGCGACUUGUUACGGUGCUGCUCGGCUUCCUCGCGUCAUUCGUUGUGCAGAUUUUCCCCAAGCCACCGUCGGCCACGAACCAUGUACGCAAGACAUUGGCCAAUACUGUCCGGAAUCUCUCGGAUCACUACGCGCUCCUGGUAUCUCACUGGGGUCGGAGUGACAAGUCCAGUCCGCUUGGUGCAGUGGCUGACCAGAUUUCACUGGACGUCGCCGACACACUCAUGUCUCUCAACGGCGCAAUCUCACUCUUGAAAGUCGAGAUGAGCUUCAGUCCUUUUGACCAAAAGGCGCUCAAAGCAACCCAGGAGAAAUGCCAAUCCAUAAACCAGUCUCUUGGGCGGCUCCUCGAUCUUUCGACGACGCUGCCAAGGGAGCUCCAGGAACAGCUUGCUCACGUCGUGGGCAUUGACGACGAUCGCGCCAUUGGAGACACCAUGGCUGUGCUUGGUAUCAUUGAGCAGGCGCUUCGUACCGGAUCUCCCUUGCCGGAGCGCCUACCGGCUCCCUUGCUUCGCCGAUUCUUCGACUCAUGGCGGGCACAGCACCGCCACGCUACUGUGACCAAGACGCUGGUGCGCGACGGAAACUAUCGCCGCUACUGCGUCGCCAUGUCGUCGUACUUCAAAUUUCUCUCUACCGUGGAUGACCUGGUCCUUAUUCUCAAGGGAGUUCUCGGUGAAUGUCACGUCAUUCAUCAAUGGGAGGAUGUUUAG